This is a messenger RNA of Alnus glutinosa, 1176 nucleotides long. Its product is annotated as F-box/kelch-repeat protein At3g23880-like. The transcript has a single exon. Bases 1 to 1176 code for a protein of 391 amino acids. The record is from RefSeq and is a predicted model, not a curated record. Lineage: Eukaryota; Viridiplantae; Streptophyta; Magnoliopsida; Fagales; Betulaceae. Gene Ontology annotation, molecular function: protein binding.
AUGUCAAACCGGCUUCCACGCGAUCUUUGGACUGAAAUCCUGGUAAGCCUACCCGUGAAAUCUCUUUUACGAUUCCAAUGUGUUUGUAAAUCAUGGAAAUCCUUGAUCUAUACUUCUACAUUUAUUUCCAUGCACACCCAACAUAGUGAGAGCGCCGACAAUUACACCCACCUUUUACAUUGUAGUAGUUACAGCAAGAAGCCAUACCAAUUACUCCAAACCGAUGGUUCAUUCAAUGAGUUUCAAGAACUUGAAUAUCCAUGCCAAAUGAGGGGUGGAGAUCAUCGAUUCGUCCAUGAUUGCAAGGGAUUAAUACUUUUUACGACUGUCAUCCAAGAUGGGCUGGAUGGCAAUCGUUUCGAGCGACUAACUCUGUGGAACCCUGCAAUUAGAAUGUCUAUGACUCUUCCUCGACCUCGCAUUGAUGUACCGGUGCCCAAAUACUGUAUUCAUGGGUUCGGCUUUGAUCAAACAAGUAAUGAUUACAAGGUGUUGAGAAUGGUCUGUGAUAUGUACACCUCGUUUCCACCUCAGGUGGAACUUUAUAGACUCCGCACAGGCGCUUGGGAGACAAUUACAGGUGUUGACGAUUGUUUUCAGUAUUAUUUAUCAGCAAAAACGCAGGCUUUCGUGAAUGGGGCAAGUCACUGGGUUAACGUUGUAUGGCCUAUGGCAUCCUGCUCUCCUAAACGAGCGGUUUUGUUGUUUGAUAUGUGUGAUGAGAAACUCCGAGUGAUGAAGCUUCCGGAUCAUCUUAGUUUAGGCUUGGGUAAGACUCUUGAUCUUGGUGUAUCUGGUGGACUGCUUUCUUUAAUGGAGAAUACCAAGCCACAUGAUGUUUAUUUGAGCUGCAACAUUUGGUUGAUGAAAGAAUAUGGCGUGGUAGAGUCGUGGACUAAACAAUUUACAAUUGAUUUAGAGGGUUGGAGCUGUGGGUGGAUCUUCAGUUUUAGGAACAACGAAAAGAUUUUAGCUUGGAAUCGGAAAAAUGAAAAAGAGUCGGUCUUAUAUGAUCCCAAGACACAUAGAUUGAUUAAAGUAGGAGGAAUUAAAGGCAAGGGUUAUCUUUUUGGCAAAAAUACUUUCGUUGAAAGUCUUGUUUUACUCGAUAAAGAACAUACCAGGUGCGACUCAAAAAAAGGAAAGAAAAGAAGAGAAAGACAUGCAUGCGCUUGA